Anopheles coustani is the source of this 1392-nucleotide messenger RNA. RefSeq names its product clathrin light chain (gene Clc). The transcript is spliced from 6 exons. Gene Ontology annotation, biological process: clathrin-dependent endocytosis; clathrin coat assembly; intracellular protein transport. Bases 125 to 811 code for a protein of 228 amino acids. Gene Ontology annotation, cellular component: postsynaptic endocytic zone cytoplasmic component; plasma membrane; clathrin coat of trans-Golgi network vesicle. NCBI's taxonomy places the organism in Eukaryota, Metazoa, Arthropoda, Insecta, Diptera, Culicidae. Gene Ontology annotation, molecular function: clathrin heavy chain binding; structural molecule activity. The record is from RefSeq and is a predicted model, not a curated record.
UUUCAGUCGUGUCAUUUUGUUUCGAUCGAAGUUUUCUCACAAAAAUCAGUGAUUCGUCUUGUAAACCUCCCUCGUACGCUUAAACCACAUUCGGAAAGUUAAAGAAGCUCCACGGAUAUCCACCAUGAACGCAUUCGGUGAUAAUUUCGAGCAAUCGGAGGUCGAUCCCGCGGCAGAGUUUUUGGCACGCGAGCAGGACGCCCUUGCUGGGCUUGAAGACGAAAUUCCCAGCGUUGCAGCGUCGGCGACGAAUGGUUCCGUCAAUGGUGAUCCCGUACCGAAAGCAGAAUCGACCGGACUCGGAAAUGAGCUAAAUGGAAGCUUUGAAAUGAUCAGUAAUGCCGAUGCGCAAGAUCCAACCAUCUCUUCUGCCGAUAACAAUCCCAACGCAGAAGAUGAUAAUGAUGAUUUUGCAGGCUUUACAGUGCCGAAGCAGGUGACGGAAGAGCCGGAAAAGAUUCGCAAGUGGCGUGAGGAACAGAAGACCCGCCUGGAGGAGAAGGAUUGCGAGGAAGAGCGCAAGAAGGAUGAGCUGCGUGAGCAGGCACGCAAGGAGCUGGAGGAUUGGUACAAACAUCACGAGGAAGCCAUCUCCAAGACGAAAGCCGCCAACCGGGAAUCGGCCAAAAAUGCCGAAAAACAGUUUGUGGCCGAAACGGACGAGAUCGAGCCGGGCACCGAGUGGGAACGGAUCGCCAAGCUGUGCGACUUCAAUCCGAAAACGAACAAAUCGAGCAAAGAUAUUUCGCGUAUGCGCUCCAUCAUUCUGCAACUGAAGCAGAAUCCCCUCCAGGCCAACAAGAAGGUUUAAGCCGCAACGGACGACAGCAGCAAGACGGGCCUCCGCCUCCUCGUCGUUUCUCAGGAGCCUGGUGCGAGAAGGCGCUACGACGAGCGCUCAUACAAACCAUACAUACCACGCGUGUACAUCCACUGCACUUUAGCACCAGCAGCCUCCUCUUUCUCAUACAAUGGGGCACCAAUUGCCGCACAGGAGAAGGUGGGUGACGAUGCUGAUAGUAGGGAAAAAAACGGAACAUUUCGCGAGAAAGUAAUUAAAAAGAAAAUCCUACAAAAGUUAUAAGACGUUUGAGUUAUAGUAGUAACAUAUAACUAUAAAUAAUAUUAUUAGUAAUUACGCUAAUGUUUGCAGAAGAAUAAUACAAUGUAAUGCUCGAGGACCUGCUCAGAGCGACAGAGGGAGAGAGAAAGCUGUAAGUUAUAUAUUUCGCAGUAUAUAAAGAAUGUUUUACAGCAGGAGAAGAAAAUUAUUCCAUUCUCGGGCAGGGCAGGACUAAGAUUACACAAAAAAACAUUCAUGCAUAAAUGGGAGUGACAGAAAAGAGUUGAAAAUACAUUCAAGUAUCGAAAUCGAAAAUAAAUUCAAUUGUU